This is a messenger RNA of Fulmarus glacialis (Northern fulmar), 988 nucleotides long. RefSeq names its product phosphoserine phosphatase (gene PSPH). Lineage: Eukaryota; Metazoa; Chordata; Aves; Procellariiformes; Procellariidae. The transcript is spliced from 6 exons. Gene Ontology annotation, molecular function: magnesium ion binding; L-phosphoserine phosphatase activity. Gene Ontology annotation, biological process: dephosphorylation; L-serine biosynthetic process. The record is from RefSeq and is a predicted model, not a curated record. Bases 232 to 912 code for a protein of 226 amino acids. Gene Ontology annotation, cellular component: cytoplasm.
ACUUCUCUCGUUACAUGUGUGCAACCACUUAAAAAAAACAUCCAGGCUGGCUUACUCAGCAGAUUAUAAAAGAGUGAUUUACAAAAUGCAGCUUUCUUCCAGAUCACCCGUGCCGUUGUAUUUAUGUGACUGAAGGUCUCGGCUGAUCCCUUCUUUCCUUGUGCAGCCAAGAGGUUUGCCGCAGCAGCAACAGCCACGGCCAGUACAAUACUUAAGAAGGUUCCUAAAAGGAUGGCGUCCCUCUUGGAGAUGAAAGAAGUCUUCCGCAAUGCUGAUGCAGUAUGCUUUGAUGUGGACAGUACAGUCAUCAGGGAAGAAGGCAUUGAUGAGCUUGCAAAGUUCUGUGGAGUCGGAGAUGCCGUUGCAGAGAUGACCCGCAGAGCUAUGGGUGGCACUGUGACAUUCAAAGCAGCUUUAACGGCACGACUAGGUCUUAUACGUCCCUCCUAUGAGCAAGUGCAAAAACUAAUAUCUGACAACCCACCUCAACUAACACCAGGAAUAAGGGAGCUGGUGAACAGGCUUCAUCAACGAGGAGUCCAGGUCUUCUUGGUCUCUGGGGGGUUUCAGAGCAUCGUGGAGCAUGUGGCCUUGCAGCUGAACAUUCCAACAGCAAAUGUCUUUGCCAACAGGCUGAAGUUUUACUUUAAUGGAGAAUACGCAGGAUUUGAUGAAACACAGCCAACAGCUGAAUCAGGAGGGAAAGGAAAGGUUAUUACUCAUCUGAAGGAACAGUUCCACUUUAAGAAAGUAGUUAUGAUUGGAGAUGGAGCUACAGACAUGGAAGCCUGUCCCCCUGCUGACUGCUUCAUUGGAUUUGGAGGAAAUGUAAUCAGAAAGCAAGUGAAGGAGAAAGCUAAAUGGUACAUUACUCACUUUGAUGAACUGCUAAAGGAACUGGAAGAACGAUAAAUUAUACAGUAAAAUAAUGUAUUUAACAACUGUAAAUCCAUUAUACAAUGCAAUUAAACAUAUAUUUGUUUGCAAA